Daldinia childiae is the source of this 1785-nucleotide messenger RNA. RefSeq lists its product as uncharacterized. The coding region runs from base 1 to 1785 and encodes 594 amino acids. The transcript has a single exon. Lineage: Eukaryota; Fungi; Ascomycota; Sordariomycetes; Xylariales; Hypoxylaceae. The record is from RefSeq and is a predicted model, not a curated record.
AUGAUGGGGGUAGGUUCUGUAUCCUCAUCUGGUGACGAACCCUUCCAUCUUGAGAAGUAUCUUCCAGCCUGCGAAGCAGCCAAAGCUCAGGAGAUAGAUCAAAUCGAGAAAUCCUUGUUACCUUGCGCCUCGAAGUCUCCUCAUAACGAAGACACCACUCACAUUCGGCCUACCCUGACUGGGACGCCAUCUAAGAAGAAGCAUUUCCUGAGCAACAGCAUUGCAGCACUCGGAAGAAGCAAGGAUAAAACUAGUCGUGAGGAGCAGACCGGAUUUGGCAUCCCAUCGUCCUUGUCUCAAGAUCGUGGCUACAGGAGACUUUCACACAACUUAGUAGCCAAAUUCAAAGGCAUUUUCAAUGAUGACGAAGUGAUAGGUAUCGCUGAAGAGGAGAUGCGACCACUGAGUGAGAAUCCGACUAGUUCCCCCCAGCCUCUAAAGCUACAUGAGCCGGCACAGCAAUCAAAGGUCGAUCUCUCGCGUGCUUCUUCAUUGAGGAGCAUUAUCUACAGCUACGAUCGAUAUGGCAUGUUAAAAGUUGAUAACGAAACUCGAGUUGACGCAUCUAAUCAUAACGAUCGCAACAGCCUGGAGACUGAUACAGGUUUCUUAUCGAGACGGGCUACGAUGGAGGGUAUCAUUGGACGACACAACGUAAACAGAGACAGCGCGCUUAAUCAAGGGGGCAUGCGCAAAAUGAAUGAUCUUGAAAAGGCUCACAACACCCCGAAUCUCCUUCAAUUAAACCUUCAGGCGAUUGAAGCAGGCUACGAAGAUAUCUCUGACCGUCUAGAAUAUGAUCCGGAGUGGGGAGGAAGUAUCGGGCAUUGGUUAGUUGACAUGGCAAGUAAACAAGGAGAAUCGUGCCCCUCUUCUCUACUCGGCGACGGACUAGAAUUUAAGGAUUUUGACGGUGCUUUCCUAUCGUCCGAUAAUACAUCAUCCGAACGCGAGUCAAUCGAUUCUAAGGAAUUACUUGAAUUCACCAUCGAAGACGGCGCAGUUGCAACACAUCUUUCCCCCAACCCCACUAUUCCCCGUACCUCAGUUAGCACUCGCGCAGGUUCUUGCGACCUCAAUGAGGAUAAUUUGUUGCCUAUAAUUCCUCGUCAAGAACCGGUUUUUACUCCUCAAUCUCAGUCAGAGAAAUCCAGUUCUUUGUUGCAACAAGAAAUCGAGCACUGCAACAGAGGCAUUUCAGAACCUGGACGAACCAUCGAACAAGCAAAUCCCACAAACCCGACAUACCUUUCCGACUGGUUGUGCCCCCAUUGCGGUUUCUUGAACCUCCCGCGACGAACCGCCUGCCUGCAGUGCUGGGAAAAACGUGCAGAACCGCUAGGCAACACAGGUCAUCGCAUCCGCCGGGUGACUUUCGCAGAACCCACGAAAUUCGAGGGUAAACACGCUUCAGCCAUGGACGGAUACAACGCCUCAUUAGUUGAUGCAUCGCUCAUUCCAGAGCCGCUCAACAUUAAAUCCUGCCUCAAGACCAAGACUCAUCAAGAGUCCAAGCCCGUCGACAAGAGUACCCAGACUGGAGUUCAGGGUUCUGGUGCGCCGGCUUCCCAUCAGAAUCAGCAUACCAAUGUCACCAAAGCUACCGCUACGUCUAACGAGACCGAGCAAACUGACGACAAAAUCACCAUCACCAAGGAACAACUAAAGAGAAUGGAAGCUAUCGUGAAAAAGACCCUAGAGAACAACGAGACCAUGCGUCGCAUGCUAAAGUCGAUGGAGGAAAUGUACCAACAUAUUUCCAAGGAGCGUAACGCUAAAGACUAA